UGUCAUCUUCUAGAACGUCUGUGUGCCGCUCAGUCAGACAGGCAGGACACAGCCGCCGCCGCUUGGAGAACACAUCCACGCUCUUAUCUGCAGAAGAUGACGGAACAGGGUGAAGGAGCGAGGACUUUGGAGGAACAGCAGGAAAUGGAGGACAAAGUCAUCAGUCCGGAGAAGGCAGAGGAGGCCAAGCUGAAGGCCAGAUUUCCCAACAUAGGAGCCAAGCCCGGGGGUUCGGACUUCCUCAGGAAAAGACUCCAGAAAGGGCAAAAGUAUUUUGACUCUGGGGACUACAACAUGGCCCAGGCCAAGAUGAAGAACAAGCCGCUGCCGUCAGCGCCAGCGGAGAAGACGGAGAUCACAGGGGACCACAUUCCGACCCCCCAGGACCUGCCUCAGAGAAAGACCUCCAUCGUGGCCAGCAAGCUAGCCGUUUGAUGCCUUUUAUGUUCACUCAUUACCAUUCCAUCGCUCAUGAUCUAUCUACCUGCUCUUUUUAGUCAUCGUUCCCCCCCCCCCCCCCCCCCCAAUGUGUGUAUUGUCUUAGCACUAUUUACAUAAAUUAGCCAAAUAAACAGUUACCAAACUGUCAUAAGUCCAAAAAUGUAACAAAAAUGUUGAAGACCUUAAGCGAGUACUUACUGUCUGCUCGGCAAACAAAAAUUGUAAUCUAAUCAGGAUUUAGCUUUGAGGUUUGCAUUGAAAGGAUAACAUGCUUCCAUGUAUUAACAGUCAGUUUGUGCAGAGGUAGUGUUUACAUGAUUGCGUAGGAAUCUAGUGAGAUCUGGCUAUUUAUAAUUAAGAUUAACAGCACUAUGAAUGGAGAAAGGUGGUUCUGCAUAGAGGUUUGUGAGAAAUGGGCUUGUAAUUUAGAGAUCUGCUCCUAAACUUAACCAAUUUAAAUAGUGACCUAUUCAGGCUUUAUUAUUCCUUUUUUUUCUUUAAGUCAUAUGUACCUUUCUGGUUCUGUGUGUCUCUUUUAUUCUGCACUUUUUAAGUGCUGCUCACUAGCUUGUAUUCAUUUGCGUCAAACUCCUGUUAAUAAUACCGUUAACGACAUGCUGCUGGUCUCCACCUCAUACUGACCUCUGAAAUAUGGCCUUAAAGUAAUGAACAGUCGUUCCUCUUGAGCAAUAUUUGCUCCCUCCGUGAGAAUCUUGCCUGACGCGUCUUUCUGCUGUUUGACUGGAUUCACUUUGGAUGACAAGGAAAGAAAUUCCCAGCUCAUGUCUGGAGCGUGCAUGUAUGUUUACUGUGCAGAUAUGCUGUGCCAUUUGGUUUUUGUAAAUAAAAUAGUUUUGCAUAAUAUCUUACAUUCA
Messenger RNA from Fundulus heteroclitus (mummichog), 1316 nucleotides. RefSeq names its product cAMP-regulated phosphoprotein 19b (gene arpp19b). Gene Ontology annotation, molecular function: protein phosphatase inhibitor activity. Lineage: Eukaryota; Metazoa; Chordata; Actinopteri; Cyprinodontiformes; Fundulidae. The transcript has 3 exons. Gene Ontology annotation, cellular component: cytoplasm. The record is from RefSeq and is a predicted model, not a curated record. The coding region runs from base 97 to 435 and encodes 112 amino acids.